AUGAAUCCCUGCAGCUAUCGCAAUUACAUGGACGAGAUGCUCGAAAUAAUCGACGAAAUUGAAUGCCGGUGAGUCUUUUUCCAAAAAUUCUCGUUAGGAAAUAAACGAACGAAACGAAAUAAAAUAAUAAUGUAAAAUAAAAAGAGAGAGAGAGAGAGACGUAUAAGCACCCUCUGUUUAAAUCGAUAAUUUUCUACAGAAAACCCGAGCCGGAAGUGUGUAACGUCAGAUGUCCACCUUUGGGCUGUCCACGAGGACCUUGUCCAGGGAUGUGCUGUUACAACGGGGAUUGCGAUCCUUGUUGCAUAUCGCAAAUGCCUUGUUGUCCGCCACCUCCUCCGCCCCCUAAGUGUCGAGCACCUCCAUUGUGUUGCUUAAAAACCUAUGCCAAGGCAGUCGGCUACCCUCCAGAGUCUCCUCUUACUCCACCUUGCGUACGAUUGCGUUAUAAACUUUGCGCAAGUACGCUCGACAAAAUUUCUCGUCUUUCACCAGUUUCUUCCAUCAUUUGUCCUUCACCUUGUUACGCAGUCCCAACUUCCAAACCCUAUCCAUGC
This is a messenger RNA of Heterotrigona itama, 557 nucleotides long. Lineage: Eukaryota; Metazoa; Arthropoda; Insecta; Hymenoptera; Apidae. The record is from the annotation of a GenBank genome assembly.